Messenger RNA from Rhododendron vialii, 1821 nucleotides. Its product is annotated as elongation factor TuB, chloroplastic. The transcript has 2 exons. The record is from RefSeq and is a predicted model, not a curated record. Gene Ontology annotation, cellular component: mitochondrion. Lineage: Eukaryota; Viridiplantae; Streptophyta; Magnoliopsida; Ericales; Ericaceae. Gene Ontology annotation, biological process: mitochondrial translational elongation. Gene Ontology annotation, molecular function: translation elongation factor activity; GTPase activity; GTP binding. Bases 166 to 1584 code for a protein of 472 amino acids.
GUUCUUGUCUUUCAGUGUUGGAAGGGAUAACCCAACUCCCCUCUCUCUCUCUCUCCCCCCUUCCUCUUCCUCCUCAUCCACCCAAUCCCUAAUCCCCUCUCUCUCCUCCCUCCCUCCCUCCCUCUCUCUCUCUCUCUCUCUCAACCUACUCAACCCAACCCAACCAUGGCAAUUUCAGCGACCACCACUUCACCAAAACUCAUAUAUCCACUUCACUACUCACUUUCCCAACCCUCCUCCGCCACUGCCACUCUCCUUCCCAAACCCACCAACGUAAAAACCCUUUCCUUCGCCUCCACCACUUUCUUGACAAACCCACCACCAGCCCUAUCCCGCCGCUCCUUCACUGUGCGGGCGGCGAGGGGCAAGUUCGAGCGUACGAAGCCCCACCUCAACAUCGGCACCAUCGGCCACGUCGACCACGGAAAGACGACCCUCACCGCCGCCCUCACCAUGGCCCUCGCCGCCAACGGUAACUCCGCCCCCAAGAAGUACGACGAGAUCGACGCCGCCCCCGAGGAGCGCGCCCGCGGCAUCACCAUCAACACCGCCACCGUCGAGUACGAGACAGCGAACCGGCACUACGCCCACGUGGACUGCCCUGGACACGCCGACUACGUUAAGAACAUGAUCACCGGCGCCGCGCAGAUGGACGGCGCCAUCUUGGUCGUCUCGGGCGCGGACGGACCCAUGCCCCAGACUAAAGAACACAUUCUCCUUGCCAAGCAGGUGGGUGUUCCUAACAUGGUUGUUUUCCUUAACAAGCAAGAUCAAGUAGAUGAUGAGGAGUUGCUUGAAUUGGUUGAGUUAGAAGUGCGUGAUCUUUUGUCUUCUUAUGAGUUCCCUGGUGAUGACGUGCCUAUUAUUUCUGGCUCAGCACUUUUAGCGUUAGAGGCUUUGACAGCAAACCCUAGUAUCAAAAGAGGGGAAAAUGAAUGGGUUGACAAGAUAUAUAAGUUAAUGGAUUCUGUUGAUGAGUAUAUCCCUAUCCCGCAAAGACAGACUGAAUUGCCAUUUUUACUAGCUAUUGAGGAUGUUUUCUCAAUUACGGGUCGUGGGACCGUGGCCACGGGAAGGGUCGAGAGAGGGACGAUUAAGGUCGGAGAAACGGUUGAUAUUGUCGGUUUGAAGGAUACUAGGACCUCAAUUGUGACCGGGGUUGAGAUGUUUCAGAAAUUUCUAGAUGAAGCUAUGGCUGGGGAUAAUGUGGGGCUGUUGUUGAGAGGGUUACUAAGGGAUGAUAUUCAGAGAGGGAUGGUUUUGGCUAAACCUGGGAGUAUUACUCCCCAUACCAAGUUUUCAGCCAUAGUUUAUGUGUUGAAGAAGGAAGAGGGUGGGAGGCAUUCGCCCUUUUUCGCAGGGUAUAGGCCGCAGUUCUUUUUUAGGACUACUGAUGUGACGGGGAAAGUGAUGGCUAUCAUGAACGAUAAGGAUGAGGAGUCGAAGAUGGUUAUGCCAGGUGACCGUGUCAAGAUGGUGGUUGAGCUUAUAAUGCCUGUGGCAUGCGAGCAAGGGAUGAGGUUUGCUAUCAGAGAAGGGGGGAAGACCGUUGGAGCUGGAGUUAUUCAGUCCAUUAUUGAAUGAGCACAAACUCCAAUUCAGUAUGAGUACUUCUUCAUUAUUCUCAUUUUUCCAAUGUUUCUAUUAACUUAAAUGCAAUCCCAAUGUUAUAUGAUUUCACAUUUCCGAAAGUUUUUAUCUUUGGCUGUAUGUCCCAGUUGCUAGUUUUAGUUGGAUGGAUUUUAGUCAUGAUGUAAUGUGAUUACUUUUCCCGCACAUUGACUCAGAUGUUGUUGAGCUAUAGACCACCAAACUUUCAUA